Molecule: messenger RNA, 1317 nt
Organism: Aspergillus piperis CBS 112811
Lineage: Eukaryota; Fungi; Ascomycota; Eurotiomycetes; Eurotiales; Aspergillaceae
Product: PMM-domain-containing protein
Exons: 7
Coding region: 1-1317 (438 amino acids)
Biological process (GO): mannose metabolic process; GDP-mannose biosynthetic process; protein N-linked glycosylation
Cellular component (GO): cytosol
Molecular function (GO): phosphomannomutase activity
Source: RefSeq, a predicted model, not a curated record
AUGCUCUGUUCUGAACUAUGUAGGGAAUCUCUGAAGUCUCAUCCAGACAGAGUCCCUGUCGACUCGCCAGAGAGGGCGGCUCGGACACGCAAGUUCCAGGAGAUUAGCGAUGCUUAUUACACGUUGUCGGAUGUAUCACGCCGACGGGAGUAUGAUGCGAUGAGGAUGGCAGGUGGUGUUGAGGAGGAAGAGGAGGAAGUGCCCCGUGGAGGUGCAGGAGGAUUUCCCUGGUCCGCUUUUGGCUUUGGCACUAGCACUGCUGAUAGUGAGCAACGUGCAAAUGAGCAAUUCGGGUCGGUGUUUGAAGAAAUGCUGCGUGAAGAGGGCCUUGCCAGCGAAGGCACAGAUGCUGACGGUCAGACUCGUUCACAUCCAACAUCUCGGUUCUGGUCCGUUGUAGCUAAUGCUCCUGGAGCAUUGGCUGGCGCAGUCGCUGGCAAUCGUCUUGGUGCAGUGCGAGAUGCCAAAGGAAAGAGCGUUUACGAUGUCUUCCUCCAGCUUCCUCAAACAGAUCGAGCAAGGCUUUUGAGUGAAUUAGCAGCCAAGGACCGCCCCCUCAAGGGCACAAUCUGUCUCUUUGAUGUCGACAAGACGUUAACGCCUGCCCGAGCUAAUGUCACCCCGGAGAUGCUCACGCUUCUCUCUCAGCUGCGUCACAAGUGCGCGAUCGGAUUCGUUGGUGGCUCGAAUCUUCCCAAGCAGCAAGAACAGCUCGGUAGAAACACCACGGACGUCACAACCCUAUUCGAUUUCUGCUUCGCCGAGAACGGUUUGACCGCUUUCCGCCUGGGCAAGCCUCUUCAAAGCAACAGCUUCAUCCAAUGGCUGGGAGAGGAAAAAUAUCAGAAGUUGGUCAACUUUCUGCUCAAGUACAUCGCCAACGUGGAGAUUCCUAAGAAGCGCGGCACCUUCGUCGAAUUCCGCAAUGGCAUGAUCAACGUCAGCCCGAUUGGCAGAAAUGCUAGCACCGAGGAACGGAAGGAGUUUGAAGCGUAUGACAAGAUUCACAACAUCCGCCGCGACCUUGUAGAUGCGCUCAAGAAGGAGUUCCCUGACUAUGGUUUGAGCUACUCUAUUGGUGGUGAAAUCUCGUUUGACGUUUUCCCGACCGGCUGGGACAAGACUUACUGCCUACAACACGUCGAAGCCGAGAAAGACAUUACGGGUAUCGAUUAUAAGACGAUCCACUUCUUCGGUGACAAGACAUUCCCUGGUGGUAACGACUACGAGAUCUACAGUGACCCUAGGACGAUCGGUCACUCCGUUGAGGACCCUGAUGACACCAUGAGACAGUUGAGGGAGCUCUUCCAGCUCUAG